AUGUCGCUAAACGUACCCAUAGUCAAGCUAAAUUCUGGUGAUAGUAUCCCAGCCGUGGGACUCGGGUGCUGGAUGGGAUCCGUUGGGGGAGGGGAACAGGCUUAUGAGAUGGUUAAGCUUGCCUUGAGGCUAGGGUAUCGUCAUUUUGAUACAGCCUCUCGAUAUGGCAAUGAAGAGGGUGUCGGGCGGGCAAUUCGAGAAUCAGGUAUUCCACGAUCUGAGAUAUUUGUUACUACAAAGCUGGUCGACUGGGACCACGACAGCCCUAAGCGGGGUCUGGAAGGCAGCUUAAUGGCUCUUGGAUUGGACUACAUUGACUUGUACCUCAUGCACUGGCCCAUGGCUCGGAAAGGACGAAUCCUUCAGCCCGACGAGUCUCCCACAUUUGUGGAAACAUGGCUUGCGAUGGAGAAGCUUCUCGAUACAGGAAAGGUCAAAAAUAUCGGAAUAUCUAAUUUCAGUAUCCAAAAUAUCAAUGUACUUUUGGAGAAGGCCAAGGUUAUACCCGUUGUCAACCAGGUCGAACUCCAUCCAUGCUAUCCUCAGAACAAAUUAAUAGAAUUCUGUCGAAGCAAGGGUAUAUACCCUACUGCCUACUGCCCUCUCGGACAGUACAGGUCACCCUUCUUCUCAGAUCCAGUGUUUAUCCGGGCAGCCGAACAACUUAGCAAAGAGCUCUCCAGGGAAGUUACUCCCUCACAACUAGUUCUGAGUUGGGCUGUCCAACGUGGCACCAUCAUAAUUCCCAAGAGCUCCAAUGAAAGCCGACUUAAACAAAACCUCGAUAUCAUCACCCUGCCCAAGGCUAUAUUUGAAAUUGUUGACAACUACCACAAGGGACCAGGAAUGCACAAGACCUUGGAUGAGUACACUCUUCGUGACCCUGGGACCGUCGGCGGUAUGGCUAUUCCUAGUAUCAAGCUAAAUACAGGGUCGGAGAUACCUGUGGUUGGGCUCGGAUGUUGGAUGGGAGCUCCAGGAAGAAAGGAGGCAUCUUAUGAGAUAGUGAAGAAGGCCUUGGAGAUUGGGUAUCGGCAUUUUGAUAUGGUUACCAGAUAUGGUAUGUAUUUAGGUUAUCAAUCUAUUCUGGCCGCCAUUGAGUCUACUCAUAGAGAACGAAGAUGCGGUUGGAAGGGCACCAGAGACUCGGAAAUACCCCGUUCGGAGAUAUUUGUGACAACAAAACUUAUUGACUACGAUCACGAUGAUCCUCGGAGAGGUCUAGAGAAAAGCCUAAAGAAGCUAAACCUAGAAUAUAUAGAUCUCUACCUCAUGCAUUGGCCCAUGGCUCGACUGGACUCAAUGGAAGAUUCGACAUACAAGCUAGGCAAAGUAUAUCAUCCUGAAGAAUCGCCUACGUUUGUUGAUACCUGGCUUGAGAUGGAGAAGCUCCUUGACACAGGCAAAGUCAGGAGCAUUGGAGUAUCCAACUUUAGCAUCAAGAACUUAAAUAUACUAAUCGAGAGAGCCAAUAUUGUGCCAGCAGCCAACGAAGUAGAAUUGAACCCGUCUAAUCCUCAACAUGCACUAGUCGAUCUUUGUAAAAGCAAAGGAAUCCAGGCGAUAGGAUAUGGCCCGCUUGGACAAUACAGAGCGCCGUUCCAUACGGACCCAGAGUUACUUCAUGCGUCUGAGAAACUGGGGGGGAGCGCUUUCAAGGAAAAUCUCUCCCUCUCAGCUGGUAUUGAGCUGGGGUGUGCAAAGGGGGACUAUCGUGAUACCAAAGAGUGA
Messenger RNA from Rhizoctonia solani, 1731 nucleotides. Its product is annotated as alpha-1,3-glucanase. Gene Ontology annotation, cellular component: cytosol. The record is from RefSeq and is a predicted model, not a curated record. Lineage: Eukaryota; Fungi; Basidiomycota; Agaricomycetes; Cantharellales; Ceratobasidiaceae. The coding region runs from base 1 to 1731 and encodes 576 amino acids. Gene Ontology annotation, molecular function: aldose reductase (NADPH) activity. The transcript is spliced from 16 exons.